AUGGUUGGCAUGAAACCCAAAGAUGUGAUGCCCUCUGUGGCAGUUAAGUUCUUCGGAGCAGGCACGGCAGCCUGCAUUGCCGACCUUGUCACCUUUCCACUGGAUACCGCCAAAGUCAGACUGCAGCUUCAGGGAGAGUCUCAGAUAGCCGAAGGGGUUGGUGCACUGAAGUAUCGGGGCGUGUUUGGCACCAUCACCACCAUGGUGCGCACAGAGGGGGCCAGGAGUCUGUACAAUGGACUGGUGGCAGGCCUGCAGAGACAGAUGAGCUUCGCUUCUGUCCGUAUCGGCCUUUACGACUCCAUGAAGCAAUUCUACACCCGAGGCACCGAGAGUGCAGGGAUCGUUACUCGGCUCAUGGCGGGCUGCACCACCGGGGCAAUGGCUGUGGCUUUUGCACAGCCAACAGAUGUGGUAAAGGUGCGUUUUCAAGCCCAGGUCCGACUGGCUGACGGCGAGAGGAGAUACAACGGCACCAUAGAUGCCUACAAGACGAUUGCCCGAGAUGAGGGUGUACGUGGCCUGUGGAGAGGAUGCAUGCCAAACAUCACUCGUAACGCCAUCGUAAACUGCGCAGAGCUGGUGACCUACGACAUGAUCAAAGAACUCAUCCUGAAGUACAACCUAAUGACAGACAACCUGCCAUGCCACUUCACGGCUGCCUUCGGCGCAGGCUUCUGCACCACAGUUGUGGCUUCUCCUGUGGAUGUAGUUAAAACACGUUUCAUGAACUCAGGACAUGGCCAGUACAGCAGCGCUCUCAACUGUGCCUUCACAAUGCUAAGAAACGAAGGACCCACGGCUUUCUAUAAAGGGUUCAUGCCUUCUUUCCUGCGACUCGGCUCCUGGAACAUUGUGAUGUUUGUCACCUAUGAGCAAAUUAAAAAAGGCAUGAGCAGGGCACAGCAGUACUGGGAGUCUCCGUUCUGA
Molecule: messenger RNA, 930 nt
Organism: Pelmatolapia mariae (spotted tilapia)
Lineage: Eukaryota; Metazoa; Chordata; Actinopteri; Cichliformes; Cichlidae
Product: dicarboxylate carrier SLC25A8-like
Exons: 6
Coding region: 1-930 (309 amino acids)
Biological process (GO): adaptive thermogenesis; response to cold; mitochondrial transmembrane transport
Molecular function (GO): oxidative phosphorylation uncoupler activity
Source: RefSeq, a predicted model, not a curated record